AUGGCUAGGGCCCAACAGUUAUGUGGUAAACAUAAACAUACACAUAGACGUCAUCGUAAAUAUACCCAUAGUAGUUCUGAGACUUGCUUUUCCUCAGCCAGCGAUAACGAGGAUGGUGAAACGGUGAAGCAGAUGAAGAAGGGCAUUGCAAAUGUUAAACUACCCACCAUCCAAAUUCCUAAAUACAGUGGCGAAUUUGAAACCUGGCUUGAGUUCCGCGACGUUUACACAUCUCUCAUCCAUUCGAAUACAGCAAUUAGUGACAUACAAAAAUUCCAUUAUUUACGGGCUUCCCUGGAAGGCAGCGCUGCUCAGGUCAUUCGCGCGUUGGAAUUUUCUGCGUCCAACUAUACUUUAGCGUGGAAGUCUUUAUGCGAUCGGUUUGAUAAUACUAGGCUGUUAGUGCAAAAUCACGUUAAGGCUAUUUUUGAUGAAGAGGUGAUAAAAAAGGAAUCUGCUUCAUCCAUACGUAGGGUUUUAGAUGCAUGCAAUAAAAACCUACGAGCAUUAGAAAUUUUAGGGGAACCCGUAACCAGUUGGGACACAUUAAUUAUAUACAUCAUGGCAACAAAAUUAGAUGCGCGUACGCUUCGUGACUGGGAGGAGCACAAAGUUACACACACAAAACUAACAUUAGAAAUAUUCACAAAUUUCCUUAAAAAUAGGGCAGAUGUAUUGGAAACCAUCGAAUUAGGUAACAACACAAGCAACAACAGACACGAGUCGUUAUCGAAGGGUACAAGUAGGCAUGUUCGAGGCUUAGCUACAGUGGUGCAACCUGGUUAUAAAAAACACAAAUGUCAUCUUUGUAAAUCGGAGCACCCCUUAUAUUUAUGUAAUGAAUUCGCGCAAAUGAGCAUUACUGGUAGGGAACAGUUUGUUAGGCGAAUGAAAUUGUGCAGUAAUUGUUUAAGAGCAGGGCAUAACUUGCGUGUGUGUAGGUUAGGUCCUUGUCGGAAGUGCGGCAGCAUGCAUAACACUUUGCUACAUAGGGACGAUGGCCUAAAUAAUGCAGCACAUGACACGACAGCUCCAAGAACAUCAGCGCUGCUGGCACCUACAUCAGCGGCGCAGCCAACCCAGCCGGUGCUGAAGUCAACUGAUGAUGUUGUCAAGAACAUGUCAGCAAUCAACAAGCAGUCCGGCCGAGUUCUUCUUGCCACGGCAUUAAUUAAUAUUUUUGACAUCCAUGGUAGACCUCAUGAAGUCCGAGCCAUUCUCGAUUCCGGGAGUCAGGCAUCUUUCAUGACGGAGUCACUCCUUAAAACAUUAGGCCUGAACCAUAAGGAUACCAUGUCCACUGUAGCUGGCAUCAACGACCUGGUCUCGGUAGUCAACAAACGAUGCGAUGCAAUAAUACAGUCCAGAGUAAACUCAUUUAAAACUAACAUCACAUUCCUGGUAUUGCCAAACAUAACUUCAACUAAAAAUGAAGUCUUUAAUGUAGGCACAUUAAACAUUCCUUCGGGUAUUCAACUCGCAGACCCAGAAUACUUUAGUCCGUCAAGCUACGAUAUAUUGCUCGGCGCAGACAUAUUCUGGGACUUGCUAUGCGCAAACAAAAUAAGAUUAGGCAAAAACUGUCCGGUGUUGCAAGAGACGAAGUUCGGGUACAUUAUUUCCGGACCCACUGGACAACAAACGUCAAAUAAGAUUUCAUGCAACUUUAGCAAGUUUGAUGAAAUCCAAGAUCAGUUGGCCAAGUUCUGGACAAUCGAAGAAGUUCCUUCCACUAAAAAAUCGAUAUAUACCGAUGAAGAAGAAUUAUGCGAAGCACACUUCGUACAAAACAUGUCACGUAAUGAAGACGGUAGAUUUUCAGUAGGUAUUCCUCUAAAAGGAAAUGAAUCUGAACUUGGCCAAUCAUUUGAACGCGCUAAGGCGUGCUUCCUAGCACUAGAGCGUCGACUCGCAAAGCAGCCCGUAUUGAGGGCCAUGUACGUCAAUUUUAUGAAGGAGUAUUUAUCGUUAGGUCACAUGGCUUUAAGUGACAUCGAUGCUCCUCAUGAAAAUUCAUACUUCAUGCCACAUCACGGCGUCCUGCGUGAUGAAAGCACCACGACAAAAUUGCGAGUCGUCUUUAACGCCAGUGCUCCUACAAAUUCCGGCCUAUCCUUAAACGAUCUUCAGAUGGUAGGGCCGACGAUACAAAGCGACCUGUUUUCUAUUCUCCUUAGAUUUCGACAACAUCGUUAUGUAAUGGCAGGUGACAUCGAAAAGAUGUACAGACAGGUGCUCGUGAACGAAAAUCAACGUCACCUACAACAAAUAAUUUGGCGCGACGACCCCUCUCAACCCCUUCAGACAUAUACGCUCAACACGGUGACGUAUGGCACAGCCUCGGCUCCGUUCCUGUCAGUUCGUUGCCUUAAGCAAAUAGCGGACGAAUGUGACAAUGAACUGGUGCGCAAGGUCAUUAGUGAAGACUUUUAUGUUGACGAUUUGCUGACGGGGCAUGAAACAGCUGAGGGUCUCAUGGAGGUUCGUGCUCUGAUUUCACAGGAACUAUCGUCGGGAUGCUUCAAUUUAAGGAAAUUCCGAUCAAAUCUUCCUGUUUGCAGCGAUGGGUCAGAUCCAAACAGAGAUUCACCCGUCGUUGAUUUGAGUGAGCACCAGCAAUCCAAGACUCUAGGCCUAAAGUGGGCACCGUCAGACGACGUAUUUCAGUUCGACAUUAAAACUGAAACUGUCCCCAACACUACGAAAAGAGUGAUUUUAUCCACAAUUUCUCAAAUAUUCGACCCACUCGGGUUGCUAAGUAUUUUCAUUAUCGCCGGUAAAAUCAUUUUGCAAAAACUUUGGCUGCACAAGCUAGAUUGGGAUAGUCCGCUACCGUCAGAUAUUGUCAAAUCAUGGCUCAAAUUUGUAACCGACCUAAAACAAUUAGACAAUCUCAACAUUCCUCGGCAUGUUGUAUGCCAGAGUCCAGUCAACAUUCAAUUUCAUGCAUUCUGUGAUUCGUCUAAAGAUGCUUAUGGCGCUUGUGUUUACGUCAGAUCCGUAGAUUUUAAUGGAACUACACAAGUUCGUCUCCUGUGCUCAAAAACACGCGUAGCACCCAUUAAGACGGUGACGAUACCUCGUCUUGAACUCUGCGGAGCAUUGGUAGCUGCCAAGCUGCUAGAAAAGGUUUUAAAAACCACUCGAUUACAUAUAGAUAGUUGCUUUCUUUGGACGGACUCAUCCGUGGUAUUAGGCUGGCUUAAAACACCACCCAAUAAGUUGAAGCCAUUCGUUAAGAAUAGGGUAGCGGACAUCCAAGAAAUCGCAAAAUCAUAUCUCUGGCGACACGUGCCUACGUCUAGCAAUCCCGCCGAUUUAUUAAGUAGAGGCAUUGGUGUCCUUCAAUCGGACAAGGUGGAUCUUUGGUUCAAUGGACCAAAAUUCCUAUUAGAUCCAGAAGAAUCGUGGCCUGAUAGAUCAUUUGAUCAAAGUUCCACAGAACUGCCAGAGGUGAGGUCCAAUGUAGCCUUAACUGCUAAUGAACCAAGGGAACUAUUUCCAUUUUCUCGAUUCUCAAGUCUCACCAAACUCAAAAAUACAAUGGCUUAUGUUUUACGCUUUGUAACUGUUUGUCGAAGUAAGAAUAAAACCCAGAGUCCACUUUCGUCGUCAGAACAGCAAUCAGUGCUUAACACACUUGUUAAACUGUCACAGAGGGAAUCGUUUGAUGAGUAUGAAUAUUUAAUACAAGGUAAAUCAUUACCACCAAAACAUAAGAUGCUUUCUUUAAGUCCGUUUGUGGAUGAAAAGGGUCUCAUUAGAGUAGGGGGUCGAAUCAAAAAUGGUAAUUUUACAUUCGAUAAAAAGCAUCCACUCCUGCUAACGUCGAAACACAUUUUAACCAAACUAAUAUUUCAGUAUGAACAUUUACGUUUAAUGCAUGCAGGGCCUCAACUUUUGCUUGCUUCAAUUCGAGAAGAGUUUUGGCCCAUCGGGGGUCGCAAUCUGGCCCGAUUCACGGUACAUAAAUGUUUACGUUGCUUCCGUCUAAAUGCACAAAUAGCCCGUCCAAUAAUGGGCAAUUUACCUGAGCAGCGCCUCCAGCCUGGCUACCCGUUUUAUACUACAGGAAUGGACUAUGCGGGUCCCCUAAUAGCACUUAAUAAAAGAGGUCGCGGUAGCAAGACCGAAAAAGUGUACAUUGCUAUAUUUAUCUGCUUCGCCACCAAAUGCGUUCAUCUCGAACUCGUUAGCUCCUUAAGUACAGACUCUUUCUUAGCCACGCUAAAUCGCUUCAUUGGUAGGCGCUCGAGACCAGCUACCAUAUUUUCUGAUAAUGGAACUCAAUUCGUCGGUGCCCGAAAUGAACUUUAUAAGUUCCUCAACCAAAACGCAAGUUCUAUUGUACGUGAAAUGUCAAAUGAGAGAAUAGACUUUAAAUUCAUACCAGCAUACGCUGCUCAUAUGGCUGGUUUUUGGGAAGCAAACAUUAAAUGUUUAAAAUCACAUUUGCAUCGUGUGUUAGGGAACGCUCAUUUAGUUUUUGAGGACCUUUACACUGUCCUAGUCCAAAUUGAGGCGAUACUCAAUUCACGUCCCCUGACACCGCUGUCGACUGACCCAACUGACUUGACGCCAUUGACUCCAGGGCACUUCUUGGUAGGACGACCGAUGACCGCUUUGCCUACACCUGCGCUUGUAAAUGUCAACACAAAUAGGCUGACGCAAUAUGAAAGACUCGAGCAGCUACGUCAACACUUCUGGGCCAGGUGGCACAAAGAAUACAUUGCUGAACUUCAGCAACGCACUAAAUGGCGCACCUCUAAGGGACAGCAAUUACAAAAGGGAGCUUUAGUCCUGAUUAAAGAAGAAGGUCUUCCGCCUAUGAAGUGGCGUUUGGGACGCGUUGUUGAGGUGUAUCCUGGAACUGAUGGGUGCGUCAGGGUCGCAGACGUUAAAACCGCACGCGGGGUGAUUCGCAGAGGCUUUAACCGUAUCUGCCCGUUACCAGUCAACGACGAAGGGUUGAAAGACGAGCCUUUCAACGCCGGGGGGCAUGUUAAGAAUUCAACGGAACCUUCCCCCACCGCGCCGGCGACUGCGGGUAGCUUGGAAAAUUAG
Melitaea cinxia (Glanville fritillary) is the source of this 5064-nucleotide messenger RNA. RefSeq lists its product as uncharacterized. Lineage: Eukaryota; Metazoa; Arthropoda; Insecta; Lepidoptera; Nymphalidae. The coding region runs from base 1 to 5064 and encodes 1687 amino acids. The transcript has a single exon. Gene Ontology annotation, molecular function: nucleic acid binding. Gene Ontology annotation, biological process: DNA integration. The record is from RefSeq and is a predicted model, not a curated record.